CUGCGGGUUCGGUCUUGUCGACAACGCCACCUGGUUGCAAUUGUGAUUGUAUAGUGUGGAACACUAUCAUCUCUUAUGAUGGGAUGGGCUUAGAUGUUCCUGACAUGCUAUUGUCACUGUUUACAAUCAGUGCAGCCGGCGCAUUGAACCAGCAAACUCCUACAAAAGGGGUAAAUACGAUGACUCGAGGGUUUCAAGACAGCCUAACUAGUCUAUCUUAUUCCUGCAGCUACCCUCUCUGUACACCCCUGGCGAGCCUGGGCUCAGCUCGAAUACCACGCCGCGGCAACAGCAUCCCCGGAUGCUGUAACUGAUGUUUCGUUCCUGGAGCAUCGGUACUAGUCGAGUGCAACUAGCACAAGGCGAAGAUUAACAACAACUCUGUUAAGGUCGCGAAUAAGCCGGAGCGCUUUCUUUGAACCUGUCUCGAAAGGGGCAGGUGGGUGGAAAGGGCUUGACUUAGUCGAUCGAACAUAAAAUGUGUAUUAAAGGCUGCUAUCUAGCAUGGCCUUCAUUAGAAUUCAGUGCAUUAUACCUGCCAUAACAACACAACUUAC
Aspergillus sclerotioniger CBS 115572 is the source of this 557-nucleotide messenger RNA. RefSeq lists its product as uncharacterized. The annotation marks the transcript as partial. The transcript has a single exon. Lineage: Eukaryota; Fungi; Ascomycota; Eurotiomycetes; Eurotiales; Aspergillaceae. The record is from RefSeq and is a predicted model, not a curated record.